UGGACGCGUCUCAUUCGACAGUUAACACUAUAACUAAGCCUAAACCAUUGCAGCGCACACAAUGUUUCUUACUUUAUCGGUUAGCUACCAUCAGUGCGAAUUGAUUUCAUUAUAAUACAUGCUUUAACAUUUCGGAGAAGACCAAGACCGAAAUCAAACUCCUUUAGCAUCGUCAACCAUGCCCCAGAAGGCGGAUCUGGGAAAAUGUGUUGUUUCUCAAAGAUGGGUAAUGGCUGUGAUGGGUAUGAUGGGCGUGACGAUGGCUUACGUUAUGCGAGGUUGUUUAGCUAUUACCAUUACGCAGAUGGUAAAACCGGUAGUGAAUACGAUAGAAAAAGUUGGACAGAAAGAUCUAGAAUAUUGCCCCAUGCCAUAUGUACCACAAAGGCAAUCAAACACCACCUCAACACACUAUGAAGAAGACACAAGCAGUCGAUUUGAUUGGGACGAAGAAACUCAGGGUUUGAUACUGUCGGCGUUCUACUACGGUUACAUAAUAACCCACGUGCCUGGUGGUUUGUUAGCCCAAAGGUUCGGUGGCAAACACACCAUGGGCCUAGGAAUUCUCUCCACAGCCGUUCUUACCAUGUUCACGCCGAUGGUGGCUCGCAUGGGUUCCACACAACUGAUGAUCUUGCGUUUCGUCGAGGGACUGGGAGAGGGUACUACGUUUCCGGCACUUUGCACACUUUUGGCUCAAUGGGCACCACCGCUUGAAAAAGGAAAGCUUUCGACGCUAGUUUUUGCAGGCGUACAAUUGGGAAGCAUUUUUGCCAACUCCAUUAGCGGAUUCAUCAUUAAUGUCCUGCCCGGCGGCUGGCCAAACGUUUUCUACUUUUUCGGUGGCAUAUCCAUGGUCUGGUUCGUCAUCUGGUGCCUCGUGGUCUAUAACGAUCCGUUGUCACAUCCGUUUAUUUCCGAGCACGAACGCAACUAUUUGCUACAGACAAUAGGAAGUAUCGAGAGGAAAAAGGACUUAGCACCUACCCCGUGGAAACAUAUUUUGACAUCUGCGCCAGUUUGGGGGCUAAUCGUUGCGGAAUCCGGACACGGCUGGGGCGGUUACACUCUCAUGAGUGAUUUACCCAAAUACAUGAGCGACGUGCUUCAUUUCUCAGUGGAACAAGUACCAUUUUCAAUGGGUGAAAUUAUUGCUGUUUUCUUUGUAAUACAGAUUUUACACCCGACUCAUUUCGUUUUACAGAACGGUUUCCUGACGUCAAUUCCGUACAUCGCCCAGUGGAUAACGUCGAUCGUAAGUAGCGUGAUGGCCGACUGGACGAUUAAAAAACAACACAUGAGUGUCACAGCAGUGAGGAAACUAUUCGCUAUCAUAGGCACCGUUGGACCCGGACUGGGUGUGAUGUGCGCGUCGUUCGUGGGAUGCGACAAGUUGACGGCAACAUUCUUUUUUACAUUGGGGAUGGCACUUAUGGGGUUCUGCUAUCCCAGCAUACGAGUCAAUGCACUGGACUUGUCGCCAAACUACUCAGCCACCAUAAUGGCUUUGGUCAACGGUAUUGGAUGCCUGUCAGGAAUGGCCACUCCUUAUGUGGCUGGACUCCUAACUCCCAAUAGGACAAUUUCGGAAUGGCGUUUGGUGUUCUGGAUCAUGCUGGUAGUGAUGGUGGCUUCCUCGAUGCUGUUUACCGUAAUCGGAAGCGGCGAGACUCAAUUUUGGGACGACAUGGAAUAUGAAAAAAGAAAAAAUUAUCAGGAAAAGGACGAGUCGCAAAAAAACUACCAAGAGAGUGAACCAACAGUCGGAGAUGACCCGUCGAUGAAAAAGCCGGAUUGAUGUACUUACCUACCUACCGGCCUAAUUAUCAUAUUGAUGUGUAAAUAAUUUUCGGAUUCGAACAACGCCAUAAUACUAACAAAAAUAAUACAAUUUAUAGGAUUAAGUUUAUUCUUGACUGUAAUCAUUUGUAUUGACCCUGGUAUUGUUAAAAAAUAAUUUUGCUAUUCAUUUUUUUCAAAAUCAAAUUUUUUCCAUAUUAUAACACUAAAUUAUUUCAACAAAAUAUUGUCUUAAAUAAAAAAAUACAAUAAAUUCGAAACAAGACAUUAUGACUCAUUG
Messenger RNA from Adelges cooleyi (spruce gall adelgid), 2080 nucleotides. RefSeq names its product sialin-like. Gene Ontology annotation, molecular function: transmembrane transporter activity. The transcript has 7 exons. Gene Ontology annotation, biological process: transmembrane transport; monoatomic anion transport. The record is from RefSeq and is a predicted model, not a curated record. NCBI's taxonomy places the organism in Eukaryota, Metazoa, Arthropoda, Insecta, Hemiptera, Adelgidae. Gene Ontology annotation, cellular component: membrane. The coding region runs from base 179 to 1798 and encodes 539 amino acids.